UCCCGAUCCAUCCCGACCCGCCCCGUCCCCGCCCCAUCCCGGCCAUGGCGGCUCCGUUCCGUGCUCUGCGGAUCCUCCUGGGGCUUUUCUUCCUUCUCGCGGGCUCCGUGAAGCUCUCGGACCGGCUCUCGGCCGACGCUCACCGCCAUAUGCAGGAGCAGUUCGUGCGCUUCGCAGAGGUUUUCCCCCUUAAGGACUUCGGUUUCGCCCCCUCUCCCGGCUCGUACCUGGCUGCCGUCGGGGCGGUGGAGGCGUUGGCCGGGCUGCUCCUCGCCUUCGGGCCGCAACUGCUGCAGGAGAUCAGCAACUUCGUGCUCAGCGUCGUCAUGAUCGGUGCCAUCUACACGCUGCUGGUGCUGCGGGAGCCGCUGGCCAUGUGCGCCCCCGCCACGCUGAGCCUCGGGCUGCUGCUGCUGCUCAACGUCCGCGGACACGCAGCCCCCACCAAGACCAAGGAGGAGUGAGAUGGGAUGGGGGGAGGACGGCAGUGCUGCAGGGGGGAGGCUGCGGCCCUUGGGUGCCGUCGGGGUGGUUAUAACAGCGGCACUGCUCUUCUGGGAGCCGAUUUGAGGCUGCUGUGUGACGUCCCGGCUGUGGGAUGGGUGGUGAUCGUGGCACUGCCAUCAUCAGCGCGGUGCUGGGCUGGGGUGGUUCCUGGGGGGGUUGUGGGUCUUUGGAAUAAAGCCCCUGCUGUUGUUUUU
This is a messenger RNA of Coturnix japonica (Japanese quail), 701 nucleotides long. RefSeq names its product transmembrane protein 35B (gene TMEM35B). The record is from RefSeq and is a predicted model, not a curated record. NCBI's taxonomy places the organism in Eukaryota, Metazoa, Chordata, Aves, Galliformes, Phasianidae.